Molecule: messenger RNA, 480 nt
Organism: Entamoeba invadens IP1
Lineage: Eukaryota; Evosea; Mastigamoebida; Endamoebidae
Exons: 1
Coding region: 1-480 (159 amino acids)
Source: RefSeq, a predicted model, not a curated record
AUGGUAGUUGUCAACAACGCUCAAUGCUCCACUGCGAUGAAAAUCUUUGUUUUAGUCUGGGUAGUCCUUUCCGGUCUUUUAAUGGUAGCGACUGGUAUUACUCACUUUUGUACCAACGACUUCACAAAAUAUCGGUUCCCGACAAAGAAACACAACAACUUGAUAAAAAGUCAAGGUGGGCUCUCAUUAGUCUUCGAGGCUUUAGUUCUUAUAGUCUUUGGUAUCAUCUUUGUUGCUCUCCCUUUCUUCUCUUUCUUCGGAAAGUUCAAGUUCAUUGUGACUAUUAAAGUCGCUUACAACAGAGCUACACUCAUCGUUUUCUACUUGGUCGGAGGUCUUAUUAUAUUCCCUAUGUGCGGUAUUAUGGGAUUCCUUGUGGCUAUCCUCUUCUGGCUCUCAACUCUCGUCAUUAUCGUUUCUUUCUUCUUCUCUGCUUCUAUCGUCUUCAGGGAGGACACAAGCUCAAGCGACGGAAAAUAA